Brettanomyces nanus is the source of this 945-nucleotide messenger RNA. RefSeq lists its product as uncharacterized. The coding region runs from base 1 to 945 and encodes 314 amino acids. Lineage: Eukaryota; Fungi; Ascomycota; Pichiomycetes; Pichiales; Pichiaceae. Gene Ontology annotation, molecular function: 1-acylglycerol-3-phosphate O-acyltransferase activity. Gene Ontology annotation, cellular component: endoplasmic reticulum; membrane. Gene Ontology annotation, biological process: phosphatidic acid biosynthetic process. The record is from RefSeq and is a predicted model, not a curated record. The transcript has a single exon.
AUGGAUAGUAUAGAUACAACUUCAACUUCAACUCCAACUCCGUCUUCCGCCGGUACUUUACCGUCCAUUUUGUGCGCUCUUGCAAUCAUUUUUGCUACAAUGUGUUUCAUUAACAGAACUGGCAAGGCCAUCAAGUUCUACGUUAAAGGUUUCGUGGCCCUCACUGUUAUAUUAUUCAGCGCUUCUUAUGGAAUGGUGGCUUCUAUUUUUCUUUCUAUGGUAGGUCGAACACAUUACGCUCAAUAUAGCGUGGCUAGGCUUUACUAUACGUUACUAAGUUUCCUCCUCGGUUUGAGGAUCGAUGUAGAUCGUCCCGAAAUCUUGUCCAAGCUUCCUGCUGUGUUGAUCUGCAAUCACCAGUCUGAAAUGGAUAUCUAUGUUUUGGGUAAGGUGUUUCCUCCAAACUGCACAGUGACAUCCAAAAAAUCCUUGAUGUAUGUUCCCAUCCUUGGCUGGUUCAUGUAUUUAUCUGGAACAUUCUUUUUGGAUAGGGCAAAUAGAGAAGAGUCCGUUCACACCCUGGAUUUAGCUUUGAAAGACCUCAAGGAGAGGGAAGGUGGCGUGUAUAUGUUUCCCGAGGGUACUAGAUCCUACUCUUCUACUCCUACAUUACUACCUUUCAAAAAAGGUGCCUUCCAUUUGGCCGUCCAGGGCCAAAUUCCUAUCAUUCCAUUGGUUGUUUCAAAUACCUCUAAUAUCUACUCGCUGAAGCUUCACAACUUUAAUAGAGGUACCAUCAAAGUCAGAGUCUUGGACCCAAUCCCUACAGUGGGACUAACUAAGGACGACGUUUCUAAGUUGUGUCAUGAUACAGAGGAGAAGAUGAGAGCAGCCGUUAUGGCCUUAGGAAUGAGCGAGGUUCGCGGAGAGCCCAAGAAGACGACGCAUUUGGUUGGUAACACCACAUAUGACGAAUCCGCACCGCUUUUAUCGAGUCAUAAGUAA